UCAAGGGUCACCCUCUAAACGCGCGUCGUCGGCGGUAUUCAUUUGCCUGCGCAAUUGCCUCAACCGCCUCCUGGCUGAGAUUUACCGGUCGCGUUUUAGUGACGUCACGGUUUGACAUUGGCGUGGCUGGCUAGAGGGAGCUGGUGUUCCGUCCAGGGGAUGGCCCUCCUUCAUCUCUCAAAGUCCCUCGGCGGGCAUCUCGCCGAGGUCUCGUCGCUGACCCAGCAGAGGUCAUUCAGUUUAUCUGCUGUUGCGGCAGCCAUUCAGAAAAUGUCAAGAGUACGUGUCGUGGACAACAGUGCUCUUGGAAACACGCCAUAUCACCGAGCCCCACGCGUCAUCCAUGUCUACACCAAGAAUGGGGUGGGGAAAGUCGGUGAUAAAGUUCUACUUGCAAUCAAAGGACAGAAGAAGAAGGCACUUAUUGUGGGACACAAGAUGCCCGGAGCUCGUAUGACUCCACGUUUUGAUUCGAACAAUGUUGUUUUGAUAGAGGACAAUGGCAAUCCUACAGGAACAAGAAUUAAGGUCCCCUUACCUACACAUCUGCGUCAAAUGGAGGGAGAUUUCUCCAAGAUUUUGGCCAUUGCCAGUAAAUUUGUGUAAUUACAAUAUCAUGUGUUCAGUCUGAUCACUUGUUACUCUUCGUUUUUCAUAUUCUCUGUCCUUUUGUUGCUCGCCUUUUCACGAUUUUGGGGCACACAGGCUCUGUUUCGCCAGUGUUGAAAUUUUCAGAAAACUAAAAUACAUUUGAAUGUGAUCAUUUUAUGGUGUGUCUCAGUGUCUGUGUCUAACUAAAGAUUUAAACUAGUCAAAUAAUUUAACUUGUCUGUAUUAUUCUCUAAUUUGGUGGUAUGUGAUAGCAUUUCACCUCUUUUUAUACUCUUGUCAUCUUGCUUUACUC
Molecule: messenger RNA, 904 nt
Organism: Lampris incognitus (smalleye Pacific opah)
Lineage: Eukaryota; Metazoa; Chordata; Actinopteri; Lampriformes; Lampridae
Gene: mrpl14
Product: mitochondrial ribosomal protein L14
Exons: 3
Coding region: 160-606 (148 amino acids)
Biological process (GO): translation
Cellular component (GO): ribosome; mitochondrion
Molecular function (GO): structural constituent of ribosome
Source: RefSeq, a predicted model, not a curated record